Molecule: messenger RNA, 660 nt
Organism: Ostrea edulis (European flat oyster)
Lineage: Eukaryota; Metazoa; Mollusca; Bivalvia; Ostreida; Ostreidae
Product: SAYSvFN domain-containing protein 1-like
Exons: 2
Coding region: 87-536 (149 amino acids)
Source: RefSeq, a predicted model, not a curated record
CCGGGUUCGGUCAACGUGUAAGAUCGGGAUCGGGAUUCUUAUUAUCAUUCUAUUUUCAGUUUGGUUGUUUAUUUACUUUAAAACAUAUGGAAAAGAAGCUUGCGGAAUACAGAGCAAAGAAAACAACGGAAGACACAUCUCUUAAGUGUCGUUUCUUUAAUCCCUUCAGAAAGCGGGAUGAUUCUUCGUCUCAGCCCAGGACAAACGAGAAUGGUACUUCUGAAUCAGAUGAAAAACAAAUACCACAGCUGGGGAAAUCUACCUACGAACCCUGGAAUAAAACCCAACUGACUCUCACAAUACUGAUGUGGAUUUUUGCUUGGCUCUUUUGUAUUGAAAAUCAGUUUGGGGCAGUUUUCUUUGUAAUCUCAAUGAUUUUUUUCAUUUACUACAACACAAGAACAUGUGCGAAGGAAAAACACAAACUGAGUGCCUACUCUGUAUUUAAUCCUAACUGCGAGAGAAUUGAUGGGACAUUUACGUCAGAGCAGUUUGAGAAAGAAUUGCUACAUGGUGCCAACUCUGUGAGAAGCUGAUGAAAAGGAUCUGAAUUAUAUUUUUAUUCUGAAUUUUUAAUUUAUUCAUCAAUGUACUUUACAUUUGAUGUAAUGUUUUUUUUUCCAUUUUGACCCAGAAAGGUAAAUAAAGGAUCUGAUUAUA